AAAAGGAAAGGAACAGAGGAAUUGGAAAAAAAAAAAAAGUUUGGCUUGUCAUUUCAUUUACAUUAUUCUCAUAUUUCCCUUCUUCUUUUUUAAAUAUUUAUCUAAAUCCAUGAGGGUCUUUGAUAGAGUACCCAGUAGUUUUGUGAACAUGAUAAAUGUUGCCUUCACAGCCUAACAAAGAAUACUAUAAAUAACAGCGUAGUAUUAGAUGGCUCACCCAAUUAACAUAGAGAUGAGAUACCCACUUCAUAGAUUGAAAAACAAUUUGCAAAAACGAUGACUAUAUGGAGUAUGUGUGCAUGGGGAUGACUAAAUUUAAUGUUUCUCUUUAUUUCGGUCUACAGCAUAAAUAAAGAAAAUGUGGUACAGUCAUACAAUAAAGAAAGAGACUAGAAACUUUGGCUUUAAAAGUCUCCACUAUUUGUUUUGUUAUGAUUUAAAAUAAUCUUACCAUACGCAUGAUCGCCAAUUCUAUGAGACAUUUUUUAAAAGGUGUAUAUCAUAUGUUUGAUUAUAAUGUAAAUUGAUCUUGAUCUUGAUCUUGAUUUAUUUUUUUAUCAUUUUUUGUUGUAAUAAUAAAUUGGAGCCAACAUUUGAAUUGGACAUCACUAGAUGUGGGUUAUUUUAAUUAUUUUAAAGUGAUAUGAAAUUAAAAUAUAUGGAGCCAACAUUUGAAUUGGACCAAACAAAAUGGUUACCAAACCGAAAAAAAUUCAAUGAAAGAAAAAAUUAUUGUGUGACCAUUAUGUCAUGUAUUUUCAUUAUCACUAAUACUUUUGUUUUUAAGGGGUCAGCACUAUAUCACAGUGAUAUAUAUGGAGCCGAUGCAUGCUCUUGAUUUGAGUUUUGACUCAGACAGUGACGAUGAAAAUAUACAAUUUCUGGUGUGUGUAGCACUACAUGAGUAUUGUAAUACUUACCUUCAACCUAGACCAUGCCGAACGUCCAUAUUACAAGGACAUGACUACGUAUUAGAAAUAUUGAAUGGCCAUGAAAGAAGGUCCAAGGAAAAUUUCAGAAUGGAACCAGAUGUAUUUAUUAAUUUGUGCGAGGCACUUAAGGUAUAUGGUAAACUGGAACACUCACGUUAUCUGACUGUCCAAGAGCAAGUUUGUAUAUUUUUGCUAACAAUUGGUCACAACGAACGAAAUCGUGUUGUCCAAGAGCGAUUCCAACAUUCUGGCCAAACCAUCUCCAAAUACUUCAACCGAGUCUUGAAGGCAGUGUGUAGGCUUGGUAAACAAGUUAUAAGGCCUCCAGAUUUUGAUGAGGUGCCUGCAGAAAUUCGACAUAAUCCACGCUUCUAUCCUUUUUUUAAGGAUUGUGUUGGAGCAAUUGAUGGUACCCACAUAUCUGCAAGGGUGCCAGCAUCAGAGCAAAUACCAUAUCGGGGUAAGCAUACAGUUACAACACAAAAUGUAAUGUGUGUUUGCUCAUUUGAUAUGCGAUUUACGUAUGUAUUGGCCGGUUGGGAGGGCACUGCAAAUGAUUCAAGAGUGUUCAUUGAAACCGUACAUGAUCCAACAAAUUUAUUUCCAAUGCCACCAACAGAUAAAUACUAUGUUGUCGACUCGGGUUAUACAAAUAUGCCUGGCUUUUUAUCGCCAUACCGUGGUGAGAGGUACCAUCUAAAUGAGUUUCGUAAUCAACGUCGACAACCAAGAAACAAGAAGCAAAUGUUCAAUUACCGACACUCCUCACUGCGCAAUGUGAUUGAGAGAUGCUUCGGUGUCUUGAAGGCUCGUUUUCCAAUUUUGAGAGACAUGCCUCCGUAUUCAACUAAGACGCAGAGAUACAUCCACAUUGCAUGUUGUACAAUACACAACUGGAUAAGGACACAUUCUCAAAAUGACACAUUGUUCGCUGAAUGGGCCAAUCCAGAUCGUAUCGUUGAAGAUAAUGGGCCUAGUGGAGGUGAUAGUAGCAGCUCGACACAUGCAGGAAGUAGUUCUCAGCAACCAAUUGACUUAGACAUUAGUCAACCUCAAUUACGUCACAUGUCUGAUGUAAGGAAUCAAAUUGCUGGUCAAAUUUGGGAAUCUCUCGGAAACAAUUGAAAUAUUAUUUAUGCGUAUAAUAGAUUGUGGAAGAUGUUUUUUUUAUGGUUUGUGGAAGAAUUGAGAUGUUAUUAUUAUGGUUUGUAAGUUGUUAUGAACAUUAUGGUUUAUUAUGGUUAU
Messenger RNA from Camellia sinensis, 2177 nucleotides. The record is from RefSeq and is a predicted model, not a curated record. Lineage: Eukaryota; Viridiplantae; Streptophyta; Magnoliopsida; Ericales; Theaceae.